UCGCGGGCGACAAAACAAAAUAUGCGAACAUAGAUAACACCCUCCCUCCCGGGCUUUGGCGUGGUGCGUGGUCAUUUCAUUUCACAGAUUACUAAACUUACCAUUCCAUUCAUCAUCCAGUCGUCGUUGUGUAAAGGUGUGACUAGUGUAGCGAUUAGUUUAUAAACUAAACAUUUAAUCGUAGGCUAUUCGUUGGUGUGUUGUUUAUAGUUGGGACUGUGGACGAUGGCGGGCUGUGGGCAGUGGAUCAAGGUGGAACCCGACUGGGACCUCAUGGAUGGUCUUGUCAAAAAGGAAGUGAAAGAAGAGAUGCAACGUGUGAAGGAUGAGCCAGUGUACGACGACAGUGCCGAAACGACCGAGGCUGCGCUGAGCGAGCUGUAUGCCGACCACGUGGUCAAGGACGAGCUCGUGCUGGGGCCGGAGCGCCCGCACCGCCCCGACGUUGGCCUCGUGGUGCGCGAUGGGGCACUCGGUGACACAGGUGGGUGUCCGCUGGCUUUGGAUCGCGGAGGAACACAGCUCGCGCGGGUCUCCACCGAGCGGCUCGAGCGCUGCGACGACGCCACAUCACACCAUGUGCUAAGCGAGACCACGAGCGCGCAAAUGCUCACUGAUCACAAUUCACCACUGAGUGGUGUAAAACAACAUAAACAAGUGCACAGUGGUGAAAAAUCAUAUCCAUGUGAAAUAUGUAAAAAAAAGUUUAGAAGAUUAGUUGAAUUACGCAUACAUACACGAGUCCACACCGGCGAAAAACCAUAUCAGUGUGAAAUAUGUCAAAAAAGGUUUACUCAAUCCAGUCAAGUAAAAAUACAUAAACGAUGCCACACUGGCGAAAAACCAUAUCAAUGUGAAGUGUGUCAAAAAAAGUUUGCCCAAUCGAGUCAAUUAAAAUCACAUAAACCAUCCCACACUGGUGAAAAACCAUACCAAUGUGAAGUGUGUAAAAAAAGGUUUAACCAAAGAGGUGGAUUAAAAUUACAUAAACGAUCCCACACUGGCGAAAAACCAUAUCAAUGUGAAGUAUGUCAAAAGCAAUUCAGCGACCCGAGUCAUGCAAAGAUUCAUAAACUAUUACACACUGGCGAAAAACCAUACCAAUGUGAACUAUGUGAAAAAAAAUUCACUCAAUUGGUUCAUUUAAAAAAUCAUAAACGAUCUCACACUGGCGAAAAACCAUACCAAUGUGAACUAUGUGAAAAAAGAUUCACUAACUCGAAUUCUUUAAAACUUCACAAUCGUUUACACACUGGUGAGAAACCAUAUCAAUGUGAAGUGUGUGAAAAAAGAUUCACUCAAUUGGGUAGCUUAAAAACACAUAAACGACAUCACAUUGGCGAAUAAUUAUAUCAGUGUGAAAUAUAUAAAGAACAAUUCAGAGACUUGAGUAUUGCUAUCAAGCUAAUACAGCGAGCAUUCUACAACAUUAAGGAAUAUUUUGCACACAAUGGUGAUCAUGUUGUAUAACACAUAGCUUUUAAGUCACGAAACUAGUUAAUUUAGACACUAACUUAAAUAGCUAUUACUUCUAGAACCAAUUAGUUUUAAGACAUAAUUUGCAUGUACCUAGCAUAGUUAAUAUAGGUAUUAAGGGGCUACCUGUGGUUUUUAUCGAUUUUUGACAAGUUUUGAAUCGCAUCUCCUACAUUUGCAGUACAGAUUGAUUUAUAAGACAAACGGCUAUCGGUUCUUCAAUCUUUCAUCUCCAUUCUUGUCUACCGGAUUUUGAGAAAAAUUCAUACUUAUUUUUUUAUGAUUUUUUUGACCAGUCUAAAAAACACUUUUCGUAACUCGAGUGCUGUGAUGGAUCUUACAUAUACAUAUGAAAUCUACAUAUUUGGGUUCGUCUUUGACGUCUCGGGAAGUGUGAAAACUAAUUAACAUAAAAGUUAUUUAAAGCUUUUUAAAUAUAUUUAAUGUAAUCUUAGUACAUAAUAUGUCAAUAAAGUGUAUCUAUUGUAUACAAACAUAAACUAAUACGUACUGGUAAAAAAAACUUUACCAACAUGAAAUAUGUAAGAAAACGAGGGAUUAGGUGAAUUGAGCAUCCAUUAAAAUCACAUACGUAAACUGGCCCACACUGGCGAAAAAAUAUCAAUGUGAAGUAUGUCAAAAGCAAUUCAGAGACUCAAGUACUACUAGCAAACUAAUGCACCUGUCAAAAGUAAAACAAUAGAAAUCCUUUUUGAGAAAAGUAUAGUGCAGUGGUUCUUCUUAAAGACUAAGAAUACAAGUGGUUUACAAAUGCCUGAACAUACAAUAAUAAUAAUAAGUAAACAUGCAUAAUUGAUAACAUAGUAGCUAGUGUGAUUGUAUUGUGUAAUAAAGUUGUAUUUAUUACUAUUAUUAUGUGGGUUUUAUUUCAUUUUCAUACCCUUCUCUCCCUCGUAGUCAAAAAUUUGCCUUUGAAACUAUAAUAUUUAUACUCACCGCAAAGCUAAGAGGCGAGCCAGGUCAUAAAGCCAUCUCUUUCACCAGGCUGUAUCUCAUGAAUCGUGAUAGCUAGGCAGUUGAAAUUUUCACAGAUGAUGUAUUUCUGUUGUCGCUAUAACAAUACCUAAAGACUGAAAUCAGAGAUGAUAAGUUACUAUAACCGGGCAAUCGCAAUCGUUUGCAGAAAACAUUAUCUUUUCCACAUAUCAGCUAUUUACGUUUCGUUUCGUUUUUAACAAAUGAUUUUCACCUUGGCUUGGCACCCUGAUAUGUUUCAAUGUUGUCGUGCAUUUAGGAGCAAAAAUAUUGAGUUACUUACACCUAAUUUCAAUUUGCGACUUAUAUUGCUCUAAGUCGAUACCGACUAGCUUCGGGUGUCGCCGAACUGCGGGCAUUUGUGCCUUGGCAGUUGGCAGUACUAACUAAUACGUUAACGUAAAUUAUAAAUGCAAUACAAAAUAUGAUAACAUUUUCA
Messenger RNA from Cydia fagiglandana, 2911 nucleotides. RefSeq names its product zinc finger protein 239-like. Gene Ontology annotation, cellular component: chromatin; PcG protein complex; transcription regulator complex. The transcript has 3 exons. The coding region runs from base 226 to 1347 and encodes 373 amino acids. Gene Ontology annotation, biological process: regulation of transcription by RNA polymerase II. Lineage: Eukaryota; Metazoa; Arthropoda; Insecta; Lepidoptera; Tortricidae. Gene Ontology annotation, molecular function: DNA-binding transcription factor activity, RNA polymerase II-specific; RNA polymerase II cis-regulatory region sequence-specific DNA binding. The record is from RefSeq and is a predicted model, not a curated record.